AUGAUCUUCUCAAGAUCAGCUCGUUCUAUAUUCCCUCUUCUUCCUCCCUAUGGGGCCCAUGAUCCGCAGGGAGGGCGCGCUGUCCCGUUACAACCAGACGACAUCACACCAUAUAUGGGCUUGCGAGCACGCCUGUCACAAAUAUGGAUGAACCGAUGGACCAUCCUCCUACUCCUGGUGCUUGUCAGAGUCCUGAUCGCAAUUGCCAGUCUUAACACAAACAUGGAUUCUGCCAGACGCGAGGCUUUGUCCGCAUGUACCUCUGUCGAAUCCAUGGGCAGCGCCAUGGCCUCGAUGCCUCACUACUCAGCCCGCGGCAUCAACGAACUCACAGCUUCUGGCGUGGAGACCGCGGUCAGCGCGCUUAAGACCAUGCUCACACUAGUCGUAUCAGGCGUGGAGGAGCUUAUUGUGUUCUUCAUCAAGAUGAUGUACCAGACAUAUCUCUGCCUCAUUACAAUGGCUGUUCGCGGCACGGUCGACGUCGGAGUCGGGCUCCUGAAAGAUGCCAGCGACUUCCUGAACUCGACAAUCAAGUCUAUCGGCGAAGGCAUCAGUGACGCAACACAGACGUUCGAGGAUGGCCUCAACAAAUUCGUCGAUGGAAUAAAUAUCGUCGGAAGCGUCUUUGGCGGAGACGAGGUCCCCGACUUAGAUCUCUCAAGCUUCAUCGAAGACCUCGAAAACGCCCAGCUUCCAUCCUCAAUCGACGAUGGCCUCGACAAGCUCAAUGACUCGGUACCGACGUUCGACGAAGUCAGCGAGUUCGUAGAGAAUAUUAUCCGCACACCCUUUGAUGAAGUCAAAAAGCUCAUCAACGAAUCCAUGGGAACAUUCACCUUUGACCGGGACACCCUACCUGUUCCCGCAAAGAAGCAACUCAGUUUCUGCAAAGGCAGCGACGGUAUUGACUCGUUCUUCAAUAACGUCUCCGACAUUGCCGAGACCGCAAAAAAGGUCUUCAUCGCUGUACUUGUCAUCGCUGCCGUCCUUGUCUGCUUCCCCAUGGCAUGGCAAGAAAUUCGCCGCUGGCGCGCCCAAAAGGAACGCUCCCAGCUUGUCCGCAAGGAAGCGCAUGACCCCUUGGAUGUCGUCUACAUUGUCUCAAGACCCUACUCGGCCGCAGCAGGAAUUAAGGCCGCCAGCCGCUUCAGCAACAGCCGGCGUCAGAUCCUAGUCCGCUGGGUUAUCGCCUACGCCACCUCCCCGUCAGCCCUCUUUGUCCUAUCCCUCGCCAUAGCCGGCCUCUUUGCCUGCCUCUGCCAAUAUCUCCUCCUCCGAGCCGUCGAAGAGGCCGUCCCUGAACUCUCCGCCGAAGUGGGCGCCUUUGCUGACAAAGUCGUCGCGUCACUCGAUAAUACCUCCGCCGAGUGGGCGCUCAGCGCAAACAGCGCCAUCGGCGAUAUAAACACAGAACUCAACGAUAAGGUCUUUGGCUGGGUGAACUCCACCACAACAGGCGUGAACGAUACGCUCAACACCUUCGUGGAUAAAACGACUGGCGUCCUAAAUGAUACAUUCGGCGGAACCCUCCUCUACGACCCCCUAAAGGACGUGUUCGACUGUCUCAUCGGUCUCAAGAUUGCGGGUAUUCAGCGCGGUCUAACAUGGGUACACGACAACGCACAUAUCGAUUUCCCAGAACUCAGCAACGACACGUUUUCGCGCGGCGCAGCAGAAAGCCUGUCAGACGACAAUAGCUCAGAGAGCUUCCUCUCUGACGCGGGCGCCUCAACCUCAAACAAGAUCACAGAAGUCGUCUUUCGCGUCACCAGCGCAAUUGAGUCCGGCAUAGCCACGGAGGCCCUCAUCUCUGGCGCUAUCCUGCUCAUCUGGUUCCUAAACCUGCUUUUCGGCCUCAUUCGUGCUCUCUCACUUUUCAGAUCCCACGAUCGAAAUCGCGGCGAUGGAGGUCCCGGCCCUGCUGCAAACUUAGACCCUAACGACGGCUUCUCAGACGUUCCUCUCACAGCCAUUCCAAAUCCCCACACAACUGCCCAUUCUGCUGCUGACUCGCAAUCUCGCUCUCAACCGGUCCCUGAGUACGAGCCGCCGAGCCGGAAUUUCGCAUCUGCUGGUCCGCCCGCGGCUGUGACAGCACAGACAACCUACGAAGACGAGAAACUGGGCUUUGCGGGACAGAGGAGGAACGCGCUAAAGGUUUCUGUUAUUGAUGCGCGUGCGAGCAGUUAUCCGGAGUUUGGGGAUGAGAAGCGAUGA
Messenger RNA from Aspergillus nidulans FGSC A4, 2220 nucleotides. It is a transcript of the gene prm1, whose product is annotated as pheromone-regulated protein PRM1. The record is from RefSeq and is a predicted model, not a curated record. The coding region runs from base 1 to 2220 and encodes 739 amino acids. Gene Ontology annotation, cellular component: plasma membrane; mating projection tip. The transcript has a single exon. Lineage: Eukaryota; Fungi; Ascomycota; Eurotiomycetes; Eurotiales; Aspergillaceae.